AUGGCGCGGGUUGGACCCGGGAGGGCGGGGGUCUCUUGCCAGGGCCGGGGCCGGGGACGGGGCGGGAGCGGUCAGCGGCGACCUCCAACCUGGGAGAUCUCAGACUCCGACGCUGAGGACUCCGCCGGCUCGGAGGCCGCCGCGAGAGCCCGGGACCCAGCGGGUGAGCGCAGGGCGGCUGCCGAGGCGUUGCGGCUGCUGCGGCCGGAGCAGGUCCUGAAGCGCCUCGCGGUGUGCGUGGACACAGCCAUCCUGGAAGACGCCGGUGCCGACGUCCUGAUGGAGGCCCUGGAGGCCCUGGGCUGCGAGUGCCGCAUCGAGCCCCAGCGCCCGGCCCGCAGCCUGCGGUGGACCCGAGCGAGUCCCGACCCCUGCCCCCGCAGCCUGCCUCCUGAAGUGUGGGCUGCAGGUGAACAGGAAUUGCUGCUGCUGCUGGAGCCCAAGGAGUUUCUGCAGGGCGUCGCCACACUGACCCAGAUCUCUGGCCCAACCCGCUGGGUGCCCUGGAUCUCCCCCGAGACCACCGCCCGGCCCCACCUGGCUGUCAUCGGGCUGGAUGCCUACCUGUGGUACCGCUCACUCUCAUGCCCACAGCAGGGCUGGCUGGGACGGGGGUUCAGGGGAGGUGGGCACACUUCUGGGGUUGCUGUGGCACAGCUGAUCCCACUUCCCCAGGUGGGCUCUGGCAGAGGCCAAGCUUGGGCAGGGCAGGCCCCAUGGGGAGCGGGGAGGAACGGUCACCUCUGCUCAGGUCUCGCCAGCACGUUUCCCGGGGGACACAGCAGCCAGAGAGCCCGAAGGUGGCCGGUGCCGAGGUGGCCGUCAGCUGGCCGGAGGUGGAAGAGGCAGUACCGGGAAUCCCAGGCCUUCUCCUUCUGCACAGCAGGGCGCUGGGCAGCCAGCGAGCCAGUGGCAAGAGACGGCACAGGGCUGCAGGCGGCCUGGCGGAGGCAGAUCAGGCAGUUCAGUCGGGUCAGCCCAGCUGUGGCUGAUGCAGUUGUCACAGCCUUCCCCUCCCCCCGCCUUCUGCAGCAGGCGCUGGAGGCCUGCAGCACGGAGCGGGAGCGCAUGGGCCUCCUGGCCGACCUUCCUGUGCUGCCCAGUGAAGGUGGGCGUCCCCGCAGGGUGGGGCCUGACCUCUCCCGCCGCAUCUGCCUCUUCCUGACCACAGCCAACCCUGAUCUCCUGCUGGACCUGGGCUCCUGAGCACACGUGGGACCACCAGGACAGCAUGCAGCCUUGGGGACAGACCAGACACCCUGGGCGGUGGGGGAGGACCCCCAGCCACAUGUGGACCCUCAGCCUGGCGGCAGUCCUUGCCCCGGUGGGCCGAGUGCAGGCUGCUACAGAAGGAGGCCUCGCUCUGCCCAGCACAGUCACAGAAGGACUCGCCGGUCACGGGCACUGCACUGGGGAUGGAUGGCGGCAGCGUGGAGUACUCGGGGUCGGAGUCCGAGUCGCUGUGCUGGGAGAGAAGGGCCGGCUGUUCCUACCUGUUGCCAGCUCUCUACCCUCUCACGCUUGCCCUCUGUCCCUGUCCCACCCUGUCCCUGACCCACCCAGGAAAGGAUGAGGGUCCAGGCCUCCAGGGACUUCACAGUACCCCGAGCGCACAGCCCAGGCUCCUUCCCAACAGGCUCCGGCUCUGCCCCAUUCUGCAUGACCAGGAGGGCCCCGGAGGCCCAGCCACUGAGCAGUAGCCAAGGCUGCCUGGCCUCCAAGUGGUUUCUAGAUGGUGGAUAAGCCCCAGGUCCACCCCACCUGCCCAGAGCUGAGAUGGUGUGGACAGCUUCCCUGCUAGGCCAGCCCUGCAGGGGCCCCCAGGCAAGGCCACCACCCCCACACCAGGCCCAGCUGCAGCCACCUGGCCUCAGGGCAGUCCCCACCACACUGUGGCCCAACGACCUUCCUGUUACCUGAGCAGACCUGGCUCACCACAGGGUCCUACUGCCCAGUGCCCACUACAGGCCCCGCCCCUCCUGGUGCAGGUUUCAGCUGUCACCUCCCUGAGGCUUCUCCAGCCCCUUCACCCCUGUUCCAUUUUUCUUCUUUUGCUUCACUGAAGUUCUCCUUGGUCCUGAUUAUUGGCCUCCUCCCACCAGAAUGUGAGCUCCUUGUGGGAGGCAGUGCCCCUCCCCAGCCUCCUCCCUGUCACAGGCUGUGUGGGGGCCACCCAGGGGCUGAAUGGACUGGGGGGUCAGCAGGGAGAGUGCUAAGUGGUGGCGGGGGGCCUGUGGCAGAGGCCUUGUGACAGUGAGGGUUGAGGGCUGGUCCAGAGAGGUGAUGUGAUCCCCAGGAGAAGCCACAGGGGACCAUGACAUGGGCGCCACCAGCUUCCAGGUGAACGUGGACCUAUCCAAAGCCAGCUUCAGGGCAGGACACUGUCCUCUCUGGAGGGGAUGGCCCCACCCCACAGACAAGGCAGGCCCAGACAACUCUACCCCACUGCCUAGAAGUGCGGGUCCUCAGAGCCAGGGUAGACCCCCUGAGUCAGGAGCCCGGGCACAGAACUGAGCACUUGCACUGCAGGCCCAGGGCCAGGUUCCCUGGAGAAGGAGAAAGACUGAAUGCCACUGCCUACCUCCUGCCCACAACACACUGCAGGCCCAUUUGGUGACACAGGACAAGCAGCACAUGUGUUGAACACUGCCGAGCCCGCAGGCACGCCUGCAUCCCACAGCCACGAGCCUGUGAGGCUCAGGCAUGUGACCUGCAGGAGCUGUAGGCGGGCGGGAAGGCAGGUGGGGGCCUCUCCCUGGCUGGAGCAGGGAGCUCCAGGAGACCUCAGGACGGCCCCCACCCGGUGGGUAAGGACCCUGUUGCCCAAUUUGCCCCCAAGGCCUAAUGGACCCACCGGGCUUAGGGAGUCCUCACUCGGAGGAGAGGAGCCCACCCCUCCCAGGACACCUGGCUGAGCCGGAACAGCAGCGCAGGGGAGCUGUGACAGCAGAGAGCAGCACCAGGUCACACAAGCAGCCGCCCCGGAAGGACACAGCCCAUGGUGACAGAGGACAAGCAGCAUGCGUGUGUCAGACACUGGCCUGGCCUGUGGACACGCCCGCAUCCCACAGCCAUGACCCUGCAAGGCCAGGAGAGACUGCUCCAGGGCACAUGACCUGUGGCAGCUGGAAGUGGGGCAGGGAGGCGCAGCCACACUCCUGCUCUGGUCCGAGGGAGAUCUCAGGAAACCGACUGGGAAAUCACCCCCCACAGGGACCCCCACCCCUCCCAGCCUCACUGCGCCCCGUCAGGCCAGGCAGCUGCCCUCAGGGUCUGCCAAGGUGGGGGUCAGGGGCCAUGGGUGCAGGUAGCUCUGCCUGCAAAGCCCACAAGCAUGUCAGAUCACCUGGGCUGCAGACAGACAAACACCUGAGCUGUUCUGAAUACCUUCAGGUUCCUGGCCUCCCUGAGCAAGUGCAGAAAUUUUUACCUUCAAGGAUCAGGGUUGGUUGGUUGGUUUGUUUUUUAACACACAUAUAUGUGAACAAAGAGUAUAUGUUUGUACUGGCAGAAACAGCGUCUGGUAGGACAACCAGCAAGUUAACAUUGGUCACCUCCAGAAAUGGGCUGGGUAAACCAAAGAAUUUUUUUGUUUUUUUUUUUUGAGUCAGGGUCUAGCUCUGUCACCCAGGCUGGAACGCACUGGUGUGAUCACGGCUCACUGCAGCCUUGACCUCCCUGGCUCAAGCAGUCCUCCCAGCUCAGCCUCCUUAGUCGUUGGGACUACAGGCACGUGCCACCACGCCUGACAAAUUUUUUAAAUUUUUGUAGAGACAGCGUUUCACCAUGUUGCCCAGGCAGGUCUCAAACUCCUGGCUCAAGUGGUCCUCCAGCUUCAGCCUCCCAAAGUGCUAGGAUUAUAGGUGUGAGCCACAGUGCCCAGCCCCAUAGUGGAGAAUUUCUGUUGAAUGAACCAAAAGCAACUGCCAACCUCUCCAUACACCAUGUGUUUCAGAGGAGAAAGCACAGUGAAGAAUGCAGUGUGUUCUGAGGUCCUGUCACCCCUGAGGCUGUGUGUGUCUUUUGCCAAAUUAAAGAGUCUUACUGAA
Pan troglodytes (chimpanzee) is the source of this 4049-nucleotide messenger RNA. RefSeq names its product essential meiotic structure-specific endonuclease subunit 2 (gene EME2). The transcript is spliced from 7 exons. Gene Ontology annotation, cellular component: nucleus; Holliday junction resolvase complex. The coding region runs from base 1 to 1206 and encodes 401 amino acids. Gene Ontology annotation, molecular function: DNA binding; crossover junction DNA endonuclease activity. The record is from RefSeq and is a predicted model, not a curated record. Gene Ontology annotation, biological process: mitotic intra-S DNA damage checkpoint signaling; replication fork processing; double-strand break repair. Lineage: Eukaryota; Metazoa; Chordata; Mammalia; Primates; Hominidae.